GAUAAGAUUUAAUAUAUAUAUACCCCAGACUCAAUAAUGACAUCGACAGUUAGAUACACCACAACCGGAAUAUCCACUCGAUAGACGAAAAGCAGUUAGAUUUCUCAUCCAUCAAUUUACCCAUAAGACUCAGAGUACUGUCUUCUACUCCAUCCCAGCUAUGGCGACUAUAGAUGCAGGCUCUAUGGCGGGACUCGAAACUUUCGAGGGCAUCAAUAUCGAUUACGAAAAGGCCUAUCAAAACAACAAAUUCAAAAUCGCUUGUGUUACGAAGGCUAACUCUAUGCUCCCUUCUGGAUCCAGGGUUCUUGAUGUCGGUUGUGGAACCGGAAUUCCAGUUUCACAAAUGUUAUCUCAAGCCGGUCUAGAUGUUGUCGGCUUCGACAUAUCUCCUAAAAUGGUGCAGCUUGCUCAAAGUAGAGUUAAGGGAAGCUUCUCUGUAGCCAACAUGGCUGAGUACGAAGUUGAGGAGGGAAAUUUUUCGGGGAUCUUCAUGAUCUUUGCCCAUCUCCAGAUGUCGUACGCUGCCGUUCAUGCCGCAGUAUAUAAAUAUGCCAGAGCGCUUCAGCCUGGGGGGAUUAUCGUUUUUGGACAAUCACCAGCUGAUCACCAUGUCAAAGAAGAGUCCGCGUAUGAUGUGACUAGGACCUACGUUGAGGACUACAAUGUCCCCUUUAUGGGAGAACCGUUGCCAACAUUUUUGAUGAGCGCAGAGGGCCAAAGGAACUUUUUCCGAUCUAUGGGCCUGGAGAUCGUGAGCGAAACAAUUGAUUUAUUCCAACCAGACAACCCAAGGUGCGAUCCAGAAAUGCAGCAGUAUAUUAUUGCGAAGAGAUCAGGUGCUGGACCCAUAUCACAACCACUGCCCCUUCCUAAGGCGUAAUAGCUGCAAUUCAUCUCAUGUAUUCCCGUGGCGGAAUAGUAGUACGAUUUGAAUCAAUUACUGUCUCUACUGUUAUGAGUGAAUGAGCCA
Botrytis cinerea B05.10 is the source of this 973-nucleotide messenger RNA. RefSeq lists its product as hypothetical. The record is from RefSeq and is a predicted model, not a curated record. Bases 161 to 883 code for a protein of 240 amino acids. The transcript has a single exon. Lineage: Eukaryota; Fungi; Ascomycota; Leotiomycetes; Helotiales; Sclerotiniaceae.